Messenger RNA from Amoebophrya sp. A25, 210 nucleotides. NCBI's taxonomy places the organism in Eukaryota, Dinophyceae, Syndiniales, Amoebophryaceae. The record is from the annotation of a GenBank genome assembly.
GUUCAACCAAAACCCGACUUUGACGCCGCAGGUGGAGCCGACGACUGAUGGCCUGUCAGUCGAUUUCAUCCCGUCUGAAGCGACAGGAAACGUAUGGGGCAUGUUUGUGUCUGCCGCAGUGGCAGAAUUCGUCACCAGGGACUCCUUACUAGCCUUCACGAACGCACAAGGCGGACCCAACUGUCGUUUGGAGCAAAGAGUGCUAACCAG